Molecule: messenger RNA, 2835 nt
Organism: Misgurnus anguillicaudatus (oriental weatherfish)
Lineage: Eukaryota; Metazoa; Chordata; Actinopteri; Cypriniformes; Cobitidae
Source: RefSeq, a predicted model, not a curated record
CGAGUCCCUAAAGCAUUAUCCGUGUUGUAUUUUAUAUAGGACGGGGAUAUUGAGUUUUUAAAUGGAUUACAUUUUAUUUUAAAUUAGUUGCAAAGAAAACCACAUAAUUUGUGUAGUUUAUAUAUCACCAAAUUACAGUUCAACUACAACAGGCAAAUUUCGAAACACUUACUACAUUUCCCAUGAAACCAUUUGGCGUGACGGAAGUGACGUAUGUUAUGCGGCUUCUGCUCCUGGAUUUAAACUGAAACAGCCACAUUAAAGAUUAAACGUGUGUGAAAGAUAUCAUAUAAUAAUAAUUUUUAUUAAUCGUUUGUACCAGUGACUAAAUACGCGUUCGUGACGUUUGUCUGAAUAACCGAUCGAAUGCAGAUUUCAUGUUUGCGCUAAAGAAACGAUUAUUUUUAAAGGGUUCAUUUAUUCAGUUUGUAAAAGACUCGUGCAGAAUCAGGUGACGUGAUCGCGUUACAUGCUGUUGUAAGCUCACCUGUCAUUUACACCGUGUGCUUGAGAAUGAACUGGGAUCAUCAGUUGAGCUCCAUCCUGUCUGAAGCUGAUGGAAGUGUCGCAAAAAUGCGGGUGAGAGAAAACGACCGUCUGACUACACGUGCAAGAACUCCGAGAGGAACAGAUGAUGUGUAUCCGGUGAGAGAUAGUGAUUUGAAACGCUCUUCCUCUCUCAGUCCUUGUGUUCAUUGGUCCGAUCUGACAGCAAUCCAGACCCAAUUACAACAGCAGAACCAGGCUAUUGAGACUUUAACACAGAAUGUUCGGUUACUGGAGAGAGAACGAAACGCUCAACAAAGACUGAUACAAACUUUACAAGAGGAGCAGAGGAAACUUCAGAUUCGACUAGAAGAGAGAGAGACAGAUCGCCGGCCGCUGAGCCCAGGAUCAGACAGACGACUGGAGCAGUGGAAGAGAGACAUGGAUCGAGACUUGAGCAGUCUGAGAGAUCACAUCAACCGAACCAUCAGUCUGGGAACCCAUGAGGAAAGCUCUAAACGCCACAGAGAAGAACUGGAGCAGCUCAGAAGAGAGAUAGACGUCCUCAAAAACAAACUGAUGCGACAGGAGGAGGAUGUGUAUCAGAUCCAGACUGAGGCCAGAGAAACAAGAAGACAAAAUGAGCACAACUCCAAGACGUUGGAGAGACUUACAGAAUCUCAACGCACACAGAGUUUUGAAGUCACUCGGAUGGUUUCGCAGUUCAAAGACGUGUGUGAGCUCAGAGUUACUGUAUCUGAACUAAAGGAUGAGGUGAGAGGUUUGAUCCUGAGAGACGUCCAAACCAAACCUGUACAGCUGCCAACCAAACCAGCAGUUACCAUUGAGUCGAAUCUCUCGAGACGCUUGUCAUCAGGUUCAGAGGAUGAGUUCAGUCUUACCCCGAGUCUGGGAGAGAUCAGCUCGGAUGAACCAGAUGAAUCCUGGUUGGGAGAACCAGAACUACAAACGAAAAGUCAACGUCGUCGAGCUCACCUUAAAUUGGGUCUUUCAGGAAGUGACCUCAGUGGUGCUGGAAGUGGGCUUGACAGCGAUCUGGAGAACGAAGCUGGAGGGGUGGAUAGAGUUUCAAACAGUCCACCAGAUCUCAGUCUCAGUGAUCUCUGACCUCAAAAGCCAAUAAACCAAUCAGCUGCUACUGUGGACUUGAAACCUUGUUCUUACGUUUAAACUGGACAGUUUUAAUACUUCUGUAAUGAAGGCCUGGAGUAUUAUUGGUGCUUACUUCACUAUUCAGAGUCCCAAAUCCAUUGAGCUUACUAUUCUGUAAAACUGACACACAUUAAGCACAAUAAGAAAGUCUGAAUUACUUUAUAAAGUACUAACCACACAGUUGACAGUACCCAAUACUUAAUGACUUAACUAGUAGGAAAAAUUAAUACCAUGGAAGUUAUGGGUACCGUCAGCUGUGUGCUUUACAUAAUUUAUCAAAAUAUCUUGUUAUGCGUUUAACAGAUUAAGAAACUCAUACAGGUUUAAAACAACAAGAAGGAGAGUAAAUGAUCAUUUUUGGGUGAACUGACCUUUUAAGGGUGAAGGCAUUGAUGAUUUGUUAUAUAUGAUGUGUUGCAAUGCUAGUGCUCUAUAAAUUGAGUUACAGGAACAGGAUGACAAGAGCUUAAUUAGUUAUGUUUUUCUUUAACUUGAAACAGCAUAUGCAUACUAAGGCCCCAUAACGAUUAAUCGCAACUAAUCGUUUGUAGAAUACAUUUUUUUGUUUACAUAUAUGUGUGUGUAUUGUGUAUAAUAAUUUUGUAUAUAUAAAUACACACAUACAUUUAUAAUUUGAAGAAAAAAAUGUAUAUAUUAAGUAUUUAUAUAGGUUAUAUAAAUAUAAACAUGUAUAUACACAUGUAAAUAUUUCUUAAAUAUAUACAUGCAUGUGUGUGUAUUUUUAUAUACAUUACUAUUUAAUAACUUAUUUUAUAACUAUUUUACACAAAGCACACACAUAUAUGAUGUAAACAAAAACUUUAAUUCUGCAAACGAUUAGUUGCGAUUAAUCGUUAUGCGGCCCUAAUGCAUACUUUUUGCAACCUGCUCCCCACCAGAAACUACUCAAACUUUUUUUACUUUCUUCUUAAACUUACUUUUACAUUUUUUUUACUUUGAGGUGGAGGCUGAAGGUGAACUUUACCACCGCUUUUUUAAAUCCGUUGAAAUUUGAUGUUGUCCAUGUAACUUUUAAGUAUUUUGCUACUGUUAUUAAGGUAUUGGUAAGAUGCUAAUACAGCAAUGACUUGAAUAUUUCAGUGUUUACACAAAAAAUACCAAUUAGUAAGGUAUUUUAAAACUUUAUUAUUAAAAAAAGUGUAAGAAAACUUUAAA